This is a messenger RNA of Gymnogyps californianus (California condor), 2097 nucleotides long. RefSeq names its product alkylglycerol monooxygenase (gene AGMO). NCBI's taxonomy places the organism in Eukaryota, Metazoa, Chordata, Aves, Accipitriformes, Cathartidae. Gene Ontology annotation, biological process: lipid biosynthetic process. Gene Ontology annotation, cellular component: endoplasmic reticulum. The record is from RefSeq and is a predicted model, not a curated record. Gene Ontology annotation, molecular function: iron ion binding; oxidoreductase activity.
AUGGGCAGCGAGGCGGGAGGCCCCCGGGCGACCGCGCCGGGGCAGCAGCUCCGCGCUCUCUUCUACGCGCUGCCGCCCGGCGAGAGCUCCUUCCGCACGGUGGAGGAGGUGCCCGACUACGUGGAGAAGGUGAGAGUCCCCUCCCUUCCCCUGCAGCAUCCUUCGCCGUCCCCUCCGCCCACCCUGCGCGCAGCUGCCGCCUGCCUUUUUUCAAAAGCCGCGGGCGGCCCAAGGAAACGAGGUCCAAAAAGUAUUCCAUUCUUCAUUGCUUUUAUUGGGCUGGAGUUUGCUGUCAGCUGGGUUCAGAAGCAUAAGCUGUCAGGUCGGAUCAAUGAUGGCAUAAGUUCUCUUUCUUUAGGUAUCCUGUCUCGACUGCCAGAUGUUUUAUUCAGAAGUGUUGACUUAAUUAGUUAUAUCUACGUAUGGAAUAACUACAGACUCAUUGAACUGCCCUGGGACUCGCCAUGGACAUGGUAUUUGACACUUCUGGGAGUGGACUUUGUAUACUACUGCUUUCAUCGCAUAAGCCAUGAGGUUAAUAUACUGUGGGCAGCGCACCAAGUACAUCAUAGUUCUGAAGAUUACAACUUAUUCACAGCCUUGAGACAAUCUGUACUGCAGAAAUACACCUCCUGGAUUUUCAACUUGCCCAUGGCUCUUUUCAUUCCCCCUUCAGUGUUUGCUGUUCAUCUACAGUUUAAUCUACUUUACCAGUUUUGGAUACAUACAGAGGUUAUCACCAACCUUGGGCCUCUGGAGUGGAUUCUUAAUACUCCCAGUCAUCACAGAGUUCAUCACGGUAGAAAUCCUUACUGCAUUGACAAAAAUUAUGGCGGCACACUCAUUAUCUGGGACAGGAUAUUUGGAACAUUUGAGGCAGAAGAUGCAAAAGUUGUAUAUGGCUUAACACAUCCAGUAAAUUCAUUUGAUCCCAUCAUGCUCCAGUUACGUCCCUUGGCUCAUAUUUGGAACACGUUUUGGGCCACACCUGGAUUCUGCAAUAAGCUUUCUGUCAUAUUCAAAGGGCCAGGCUGGGGACCAGGCAAACCUAGACUUGGCCUUCCUGAGGAAAUCCCAGUGAUCACUGGAAAAGAAGUUCCCUUCAAUCCAAGUGUACCAGCUUAUCUUAAUUGCUACGCAGUUGUACAUUUUGCUGUAAUAAUGGACUUGUAUACUGAACUUCUUGGUACCGUGACUAUGUUAUCACAGGGAACUAUUCUUCUGAGAAUUGGCUUUAUCAUUCUGUCCCUGACCUCUUUCGGACUACUUAUGGAGAACAGGCCCAAAGCAGGAAUUGUGGAAAUCAUCCGCUGCUUAGUCUUCAUAGGUGUGUACAAACUUGGCUACUUAAGGAGUCAGUUUUCUACCUUGGGCUAUACAUAUGAGGUCUUGUUUUCCCUCUGCACUGCAUUCUGGGGAAUCCACAUCAUGAAGCGGAUCACUUCAUCCAAAGAUAAACAUCACUGAAAGAGCAGAUACAACAUCACUUUAAUUAUGGAAGCAGCACUUUGGAAUAACCUUCUAAGUUCCUUGGAAUUAAUCAACCAUGAAUCUUACUGAAUUGCAAUCAUUUCACUUAUGAUAGGAGAAGUUUGUGAUUUCGUAGGAAGGUUUGAAAGAUUCAUUAGGACGUGUAUUCAUUUUUAUUUGAUUUUUUAAAAAAUAUUUCAUUUCCCCCCAAUUUAAAUAAAAUGUUUGUUCACAACAUGUAUUUUUACAUUCAAAGGAUUACAAAGUCUUAGAAACCAUGUAAAACUAAUUGCAUUUUGCAGUGAGUUUGUUAGUAAUCAUAUGUGAAAAGUAUUUUUCACAAGAGGAAUAAUUAAAAUCAUAUUUGUUGUAACCUGGUAUAAAGUGACUGACUGUCUUCCUAUUGAGGCUAAAUGUAAACAUAUGUGAAUGUCAGUUUUUCCGUAAUGAUUGAAUUACACUAGAAUCUCAAUGUCAUGCCCAAUUCGGUGUUCAAAACAUACAGCUACAUGAGGAUGAGAAGUCAAGGCAAGAAAAUGAUUAAAAACAGCAUGAUAAAAUAACUCGAACUACUAUGAGUUGAAACAUCUUCAAUAAAAUUGGCUGAUGUAUGUGUUGUAUAAUGCA